This is a messenger RNA of Zootermopsis nevadensis, 5128 nucleotides long. The record is from RefSeq and is a predicted model, not a curated record. Lineage: Eukaryota; Metazoa; Arthropoda; Insecta; Blattodea; Termopsidae.
AUAUAUCUUCUCCAGUGACGUAUCUGAAGUUUGCAAUUAUUUUCCUCCAUUGUAAGAAAUAGCAUUUAAGUCUAUGAGUGAGUUUUAAAUCCUCUUAGGUCAAACAAGCACUUUCUUUUCGUAAAGAAUCGGAUGUGAACAUGUUGGUAUUAAUUUAUGGUAGAAUGUUAUUACAUGACAUAUCAAAUUCUUUCUUUCUUUCAGUGACAGAAUUUCCACUGCCACUUCGAUCUUCUUCGGUGCUAAUAACAGAACAUUAAAAAUGAAAGUAUGCAGUUCUCAUUGCACUAUUGGUUUGUAGCCAUGCGAUUAAUAAGUGUACGGAACCUCUGCACUUUUAAAAAUAAAAAAAUGUGAUUACACGUAAUCAAGCUCAUUAUACACUUGAUACUUGAUGUUGGUCAUACGGAUAUUGCAUUCUUGGCUCUGUGGACUGCAACACGCCACCUGCAUUACGUUGAAUAACUGUUCUGAAGGAAACAGACCGGGGGAAGAAUAACAUAUGCUGGAAUACUGUGACAUGGGAGUGUAGUUGAAUAUGUAAUUGGGUCACCAAUUACAAAUCCCAUUAUCUGGUUCGAGUUCAGUUGUCAGUGACUGCUAAUGUGGAAUACAUUUCAAGCUUAGCAAGAUUUCAGUAGAAAGUAUCAAUUUUCAUUAAUUAAAAUCGGAAUUGGAGAAUAGUUCAUUAAUAAAGAUCGAUCGUUAUCGUCAUGCCUGGUGAUCAAGAAAUUAUUAAGAAACAAAAAACGGAUUUCUAUGCCUCUACAUCAGCAUGGGCUCUUCAAGUUGCAACAAAUGUGACUGAGCAGAAACAUCAUGUGUCACGAGAUAAGAGAGGUCAAAUUCUGGGCAACCUUCGAGGCUUCCGGGGUUGUACAGUUUGGUUUACAGGUUUGUCAGGUGCUGGUAAAACGUCAAUAGCCUUUGAGUUGGAGGCUUUCUUGGUUUCACGUGGUAUCCCUGCUUACGGACUCGAUGGAGAUAAUAUCAGAACAGGCCUCAACAAGAAUCUCGGCUUCUCCAAGGAAGAUAGAGAAGAAAAUAUCAGACGAGUGGCAGAGGUGGCCAGACUGUUUGCUGACAGUGGAGUUGUCUCUCUCUGCAGUUUUGUUUCUCCAUUUGCAGAGGACAGAGAAAUGGCACGAAAGAUUCAUAAAGACAGUGACCUUCCAUUCUUUGAGGUAUUUGUGGAUACACCACUAAAUGUAUGUGAGCAGCGUGAUGUGAAGGGGCUUUAUAAGAAGGCGAGGCAAGGCAGUAUUAAAGGUUUCACUGGUGUGGAUCAAGCUUAUGAAAAGCCAGAGACUCCAGAUCUCGUAGUGAAGACUGUGGAGUGCACAAUUGAAGAGAACAUGCUGCAAGUGGUUGAGAUGCUGGAGGAAAAUGGAAUUAUUCCUACAACUCUGCGUUCAGCUGAUAUGGUAGAAGAACUUUUUGUGCCGGAGAACCGUGUGAAAGCAGCUAAAGAAGAGGCACUGCAUUUGCCAUCACUGGAGAUUACAACAGUUGAUCUGCAGUGGUUGCAGGUGCUUGCCGAGGGCUGGGCCACUCCUUUGAAGGGAUUCAUGAGAGAGGAUCAGUUCUUACAGGCUCAGCAUUUCAACUGCCUUCUUGAAGGAUCUGGUGUGAAUCAGUCCGUUCCAAUAGUGACGGGAUUAUCAUCAUUUACUCUAUGCUAUAAUGGUCAGUGUGUGGCCAUCUUACGUAAACCAGAGUUUUACCCUCAUCGUAAAGAAGAGAGAGUCUGCAGGCAGUUUGGCACAUGUCACAAAGAUCAUCCAUAUAUCAAGAUGAUCUAUGAGAGUGGGGAUUGGCUGGUUGGUGGUGACAUUGAAGUCUUGGAGCGUAUAAGGUGGGGUGAUGGGCUGGACAGCUAUAGGCUCUCCCCCAAUGAGCUCAGAGCCAAAUUUAAAGAAAUGGGAGCUGAUGCUGUGUUUGCUUUCCAACUGAGAAACCCCAUCCACAAUGGGCAUGCUCUCCUAAUGCAGGAUACUAGGCGACGUCUGUUGGAAGAAAAAUGUUUUAAGAAGCCAGUCCUCCUACUUCAUCCUCUAGGAGGAUGGACAAAAGAUGAUGAUGUACCGCUGCCAGUUCGCAUGCAGCAGCAUCAAGCUGUUCUUGAGGAGGGAAUCCUUGACCCACAGAACACUCUUCUUGCCAUUUUUCCUUCACCUAUGCAGUAUGCUGGGCCUACUGAGGUACAGUGGCAUGCAAAAGCUCGCAUGUGUGCAGGUGCCAACUUUUAUAUAGUCGGAAGAGACCCAGCAGGCCUGCCACACCCUGACAAGGAUUUGAAAUGUGAUUUGUACGAUGCCACACAUGGAGCCCGUGUGUUGAGCAUGGCGCCUGGGCUGAACACACUAGAGAUCAUUCCAUUUAGGGUUGCUGCUUAUGACAAGACAGUAAACCAAAUGGCCUUCUUUGAUCCUCAGAGGAAACAAGAUUUUGAGUUCAUCUCUGGAACAAAAAUGAGAGGCUUGGCUAGAUCUGGUCAACUACCACCUGAUGGUUUUAUGGCACCCAAAGCUUGGAAGGUCCUUUCGGGAUACUACCAGUCUCUACAGAACAAUUAAUUUCGUUCAUUAAGUGCAUGUGAGAAGCAGAAGUACUGCAAGAAAAAUCUUGAGUUACCUUACAAGAAAAGUAUUGCAUUUUACUUCAGUUACAAGUAAGGAACAUACAUGCACUGGCAUUUAUGGAAAUUAAGAAAAUGUAAACAUAUGUUAUUAUUAUAAAAAAGGGUUAAAAUCCUGCAAAAGCUUACACUUUGUUUAUACAGAAUGAAAGUUUUAAACUUGAAUCUUAUGUAUAUUCUACAAAGAGACACUCACAGUAUUUCUUGUUAUUACUUGUUAUUCCAUUACUUUGUUAGUUCGGUAUUUGUUCUGCCUGUAGUUUAGCUUUUGUUUCACACUUAAUCUAGCCUAAUUGUAAUUAAUUUCAUAAUCAGUGGAUAUUCACUGUUGAUUCAAUGAUGCAUUGUACGCUAUCACAAAGAAUCGGAGGGGAGUUAUACACACACAAACACAAGGUGAGUGUAGGAAUUGUAAAGAUGAAUUGAAUUAAUGGCACAGAGUAAUAAUAAAGUACUAGUUAUUUUUCCUUGUUUCAUAAAGAUGAUGAUAAGUAAGAUUUGAGGUUUUCACAGCGGUGAGUAUGAAGAUUUCUGUCUUCUGGGUUGUUGCGCUGUGUAAUCUGGUCGAUGUUUACCAACGUUUCUGAGGACAUACUGCCUCCGUCAUCAGGGCGAUGAAUCGACCAGACUACACAGUGCAACAACCUAGAAGACAAAAAUCUUCAUGAUAAUAAGUAAUCAUAACAUCUACUGUGUAUAGAUUUUUGGCAGAUUUACUAUAAAUAACUGCAUGUUUUACAUUUGGAAAUGAAGCAGGAUGAAAUGGAGCAGUGGAAUUUAAAAAGUAACCACUGUGACUCCAAUGAUACGGUUAGGAUUAUCUUUCUCAUCUACUUCAUUUUUAUCAUCCUUUGAUUAUUAUACAUCUUGACCAAAGCCUCAUAAAACAAGUUAGGAAAUGACUGAAUCAGCUCAAGAUAUAUUUGAAUUUGGAUAAUAAUAUACAACCUCUAUAAAUCUGUGGCCGAUUUAUAGAGGUCCGCUUGGUCGGCCCCCUGCUCGUUGGGCAGACUCUCUUGCCGUCGAGUAUAACAUCAGGAAUUUACAUGGUCAUACCACCAGACACUGGUCUACCCGAGCACGUGAUAGAGAGGAAUGGAGGAGAUGCUGGGACCCGCGCGCGAGCUGAUGAACGGGUUGUUUAAGUGCUAUAAAUCUGACAUCAAAAGCAGUGAAAUGUGCCUGAGAUUCAGUUAUCUAUAAGAGAUGUAGUAUAUUAUGUUGAAAUUCUGACAUUCCUUCUAGCUUUUCUGCAUUUUGUCUAUUAAUCCAUUACAGGUGGUAUCCAUAUGCUAUGCAGCUUCAGUACUGUAUAUAAUGGUACUGCUGUAUAUGAGCAUUGUAGUUAUAGUUGGCGCAGUAGUUUUUGGCCGGUGGAAUUUUGAAGGGGAAGGCUAGGAGCGAGUCGUUUGUGCGAUAGUAUAAUGCUGACUGCACCGAGGAGCUUAUCGGACUGAACGCCCAAACAAAAGAAAUACACUGACCGUGCCACCUCAGGUACACAGAGUAGGCCCGUCCGCCAGCUUCUCCACCAGCCAAAAACCACUGCGCCGACUAUACAAAUGUUUUGAUUUUAUUCAUGUUGGGCUUCAAUUAUUUUGGGGCCUUUAAGAUUGUCAUUGUACACUCUUUUGCUAUCCCCCCCUUUUUUUUUGCUUAUCCACGGUUUUAUCUCAGUAUCAUGAGUAGCGUAGAAUUUGAGGUUUUCACGACGGUGAGUCUGAAGAUUGCCGUCUUCUGGGUUGUUGCACAAUGUAGUCUGGUAGAUGUUUACCGACGUUUCAGAGGUCAUUUUUGCCUCCAUCAUCAAGGUGAUGAACCCAGAAGACAGCAAUCUUCAUCUAAGUAGCAUCAAUAUUCUAUGUAUGGCCAUGAUAGAAACUGCUGUACAGACCCAUAGAGUUCCAUGCACAGUUUCAUUGAUUUCCCUUACCUUUUAGACUCUGGGGACUACAGAUUAAGGUUUCUCAUGGUGUGUCACUCAGAAAAUCUAUGGGCAUUUAUAUGUUUCCAGUUAUUUAUAUACACAGUGAUUCGCAUGAAUGCAUCCCCCACAUAUGAUGAGUUACCUGUAUGUGACUGGCAGAAAUUAUCCCAAUAACAUUGCAGCCUGUAGUGUGUUUCUGUUGCAUCAAAGAAUUGCAGUUAUUUGUGAGUAAAUUAACACUGUACUGUGUGUUGAACUGUAAUUUGUCUCUGAUUAAUGUAAAAUUAGAAUUAAUUGUAAUUGCAAUCCAUGUGAAAAAAGUAUUUAGCAUCUAAUCCCUAAUGUCAAUUGUUGUUUUUAACCAAAAACUACAAAUUUUAAUUAUUUGAAACUUGAAAUGUGAAAUACUAUAAUAACGCACAUGAUUAACAUAUUCUUUGCUGGUAUUUAAAUUCACUCUACAGUAUAAAUGCCUAAUGCUAAGGGGUGGGUUUUUCAACUGUGUGAAUAUAUAUAUAUUGCAAUUUUCUGUAAAGAAAAAUAAAGAAAUUUUAUGGAGUGGC